GGACAAUGGGGACGGCCCGUCCCAGGCUGCGCUGCGCUGCGCUGCGCUGCUCGCGCGUGGGGCCAGCCCCGCGCCCGUGAGAAGGGAGCGCGAGCUGGGCAGGGUGUUAACCGCGGGGUUCUCUCUCCUUUGCUGCAGUGCCCACUUUCACCGUUGCCUCCUGCUCUUGCUGCUCCCGCUUUCAGCAUGGUAAAGAAGAACACUAUCCCCGACGGAUGGCGGAGUUUGACACCAGUUGGACAGCCCAUACCAGGAACUAGAUUUAUUGCAUUCAAAGUGCCUUUAAAAGGGGCAAUUAACCAGAGACUUACACCAACCCAGAAAUUUACGCCAAAAGAUCUUAUUGCUGGAAUGAAAGCCCUAAAUGUGGAACUUGGAUUAAUUAUCGACUUAACGUAUACCACACGAUACUAUGAAGUUAAGGAUUUACCUAAAAGUGUGCAGUAUAAGAAACUUUAUACUGUUGGACUUGAAGUCCCCGAUAAUGCUACUAUUCUACAAUUCAAAAAAUGGGUCAGAAAGUUUCUGUGGGAAAAUGCAGGAAAUGAUAAACUCAUUGGAGUUCAUUGUACUAAUGGAAUUAAUAGAACUGGAUACCUCAUAUGUAGAUACCUUAUUGAUGUUGAAGGUUGGGAUCCAGAGACGGCAAUUCAAGCUUUUGGUGAAGCUCGAGGCCAUCGUAUGGAUGGUCUUGUAUAUCUUGCAGAUCUCAGAACUCAACCUAUGAGAAGGUAAGCAGAGGCUUUUAAUUUUGUAUUUGAAAAUAUUACUUGCAUUUGCAAUGUUA
Molecule: messenger RNA, 787 nt
Organism: Alligator sinensis (Chinese alligator)
Lineage: Eukaryota; Metazoa; Chordata; Crocodylia; Alligatoridae
Product: RNA/RNP complex-1-interacting phosphatase-like
Exons: 7
Coding region: 187-735 (182 amino acids)
Biological process (GO): dephosphorylation
Molecular function (GO): protein tyrosine/serine/threonine phosphatase activity; polynucleotide 5'-phosphatase activity
Source: RefSeq, a predicted model, not a curated record